GUCCCACCCUUUCCGUCUGAGUAAGCUAGGGGACUUCCGCUGCUUCCUCAAACAUGGCGACUUCUAGGCUAGAAAUUAAUUUUAUUAGAUUAUUGUCCCGGUGCGAAUCUAUCGCAUCGGAGAAACGGGGGGAAACUGAAUGGAGACUAGAAAAGUAUGUUGGUGCACUUGAAGAGAUGCUGGUGGCUUUGAAGAAGAGCUCUAGUAAACCUACCCCAGAGAUAUUGACAGACUACAGUCGAAAAGUGGAUUUUCUUAAAGGACUUUUAGAAGCUGAGAAACUGACAUCCCCAACCGAGAAAGCUCUUGCCAAUCAGUUCUUGGCCCCUGGUCGAACGCCCACCAUAGCCAAUGAGAGGAUGCCAGCCAGCAAGACGGUGCACAUGCAGACGAAAGCACGCUGCACCGGGGAGAUGAGAAACGAGCUGAUGGGAAAUGGGUCGUCAAGCACAGACGGUAAAGAAACAGACUUACGACAGAGAAGGGGCCUGCCGGUGGACGAGAAGCAGUCGGCCGCGGAGCUGGACGCCGUGCUCCAGCACCACCACAACCUCCAGGAGAAGCUGGCCGAGGACAUGCUCAGCCUGGCUCGCAACCUGAAGAACAACACACUGGCCGCCCAGAGCAUCAUCAAGCAGGACAACCAGACCCUGAAGCAGUCGAUGAGGCACGCCGACCUGAACUUCGAGAAGCUAAAGACCGAGUCGGAGCGCCUGGAGCAGCACACCAAGAAGUCCGUCAACUGGUUCCUCUGGCUCAUGCUCAUCCUGGUCUGCUUCACCUUCAUCAGCAUGAUCCUCUUCAUCAGGAUCUUCCCCAGGCUCAGAUGAUGAUCCUCGCCGUCGGUCCCGCUGUGCCGCGGAUCGCCGCUGCGUGUGUCUUUCAUAUGUAGGGAGGGUGGCCAAUCGGGAACGGCAGGCGCUGCAUGAUCUUACCGCCAGAUGAACCGGGGCGUAACAGAUAGCCUUAACAGGGAUCCAUUGUUGUCUGUUAGCAGUUUGCGGUAACUUGGCCCCGUCUCUAGUCGAGAUUAAGAUGUCAUUGACUGCAAACAGUGUGAGUCAUGCCGUUGCUCAUGUUUCUGCGGAAGCAGGCUGAAUGGUUUCCCCCAGUCAUGCCUCAGAUAGUCCCGCCCUCCUCCUGGAGCGCUCGUAGGACAGGUAGAGCAUCAACCUAAAUAUACCUCCUCUAGUGUUUGUUUGUCAUUAUGUUCCUUCUUUGAUUAGUGUCAGUAUGAGUAGGGAACUGACUGCCCGUGCACUCUUCGUUUUAGUACGACUGCACGUGCAAAGCUGAUUAAAUGUUAACACGAAUGACGCUGCAUCUGACCGACGAGAUUUCAUCUCUGCUUGUGCGAUUGUGUUUGUGACACUCGACUGUCCUGUAUUUCGACGUUGGGAAAAUGACAGAAAACACGCAUAAGUAUCGGCUGAUUUUAUUUAAUUUUUUCCUGUA
This is a messenger RNA of Anguilla anguilla (European eel), 1455 nucleotides long. RefSeq names its product unconventional SNARE in the ER 1 homolog (S. cerevisiae) (gene use1). The coding region runs from base 54 to 830 and encodes 258 amino acids. Gene Ontology annotation, biological process: retrograde vesicle-mediated transport, Golgi to endoplasmic reticulum. NCBI's taxonomy places the organism in Eukaryota, Metazoa, Chordata, Actinopteri, Anguilliformes, Anguillidae. Gene Ontology annotation, molecular function: SNAP receptor activity. The record is from RefSeq and is a predicted model, not a curated record. The transcript has 8 exons. Gene Ontology annotation, cellular component: SNARE complex; endoplasmic reticulum.